Molecule: messenger RNA, 2325 nt
Organism: Adineta steineri
Lineage: Eukaryota; Metazoa; Rotifera; Eurotatoria; Adinetida; Adinetidae
Source: the annotation of a GenBank genome assembly
AUGAACGGUCUAUUUAUAUUUCGUCGUAUUUUAUCAAUCUCAUUAUCAUCGAAAGGAAUCUAUCCAAUAAUGAAGAAACUUUCUCAAGAUUCACUUAAUAAUUCUUCUACACAAACAUCACUUAUUCAAUCAUAUAUACAACGUCAGGCCAUUAAUAAAGCUUAUCGUUUGUUUUUAAAUAUGACCAAUAAAUCAAAUGAUAUUUACAGAAUUAUGAUCAAAGGUCUUGUUUCAAAUAAUAUGUUGGAAAAAGUACUUGACUUAUUUGAUGAUAUUAAUAUUCAACCAAGUCCCAUUAUUCUUACUAUGUUAUUUGGUGUUUGUGCUCGAAUUAAUAAUGAUCGGGCUAAAGAAACAGGAAAAAAAUUUCUCAAUCAAGCAUCAAAUGAAAUGCUAAACGAUAAUAUUCUACUUACUUCAGCAAUCAACAUGCUCAUGAAAUUCGGCGAUGUUAAAAAUGCUGAAGAUUAUUUUGAUAUAAUAAAGAACAAGAAUAUUAUUACUUAUGGUGCAAUGUUGAAAGGAUAUACAUUAAAUAAUAUGUGUGAUAAAGCAUUAGAUUUAUAUGAACAGAUAAAAUUGAAGCACAAUAAUAUUACUUAUACCAUUUUGUUGAAUGCAUGUGCUCAACUUUCAACUAAUCGAGCAAAAGAAAUUGGAAAGAAACUUCUUCAUCAAAUAUCAAAAGAUCUUCCACAUGAUAAUAUUCUACUUACUUCAGCUUUAGAUAUGUUAAUGAAAUUUGGUGAUAUUAAAAAAGCUGAAGAACUUUUUCAUUUAAUAAAAACUAAAGAUAUUAUUAUCUAUGGAGCAAUGAUGAAAGGUUAUACAUCAAAUAAUAUGUGUGAGAAAGCAUUAGAUUUAUAUCAACAAGUUCAAUUAAACCAUAAUAAUAUUACUUAUUCUAUUUUAUUUAACACAUGUGCUGAACUUUCAACUAAUCGAGCAAAAGAAAUUGGAAACAAACUACUUCGUGAAAUGCCAAAGAAAUUCAAAGAGUACAACUAUAUAAAUAAUUCCGCUAUAGAUAUGCUAAUGAAAUUUGGCGACAUUAAAAAUGCUGAAAUUUUAUUUCAAACAAUCAAAAAGAAAGAUAUUAUUACUUAUGGUGCUAUGAUGAAAGGUUAUAAUAUAAAUAAUGAACCAUUAAAAAGCUUGAAACUUUUCGAAGAAAUGAAAAAAAAUAAUAUAAUAAUCGAUGAAAUCAUAUCCAUCAUAUUGAUUGAUACAUGUGCUAAAAUUGGUAUUCGUUCAAUGUGUCAAUCAAUUGUUAAUCAAAUCUCACCACAUUUACUUGAUAAUCAACAAAUAAAGAAUGCAUUAAUUAGUAUGUGGGGUAAAGCUGGUCUAGUCAAAAAUGCUCAACAAAUAUUUGAAUUGGUCGAUCAACCUGAUGUUAUUACAUAUAAUGCAAUGAUUAAUGCUUAUGGAAAGAAUCUUUUGGGUUUAGAAGCUGUUGAUUUAUAUCGAAAGAUGCCUGUGAACUUACGCGAUAAAAUUUCAUAUGUUUCUGUAUUAAAUGCAUGUUCACAUUCAGGUCUUUUUGAUGAAGCUUAUUCCAUCUUUAAUAAAAUUUCAAAUAAAACAAAAAAUGUCGUUACUACAAUGGUUGAUUGUGCAAGUCGUCUUUUUUUAUUUGAUGAAGCAAAAAAACUCAUAGAAGAUUAUGAAAAGUAUAAUGCACCAUAUUCAGUAAUGUACAUGGCACUUUUAUCUGGUGCACGUAAUGCUCGAAACUCUCAUUUAUCAAAAGAAGUUUAUCAAAAAAUAAAAGUAUUAUUUCCAAAUGAAAAAAAUGUUUUAAUAUCUGCGUCAAUUCUUCUUUGUAAUAUAUCCUCAUCGUUAGGACGUCACGAAGAAGCACAAACUAUUCGAUUAGAUCGAAUUAAAGAAUUAGGAAAUAAAGUUAAAGCAGGUUUAUCAUGGACUGAAGUUAAUGGAGAAGUAGUGCAAUUCACAGCUCAUGAUCAGUCUCAUCCUCGAUCAAAAGAAAUCUAUGCUGAGGCUCAACGAAUAUCAUCUGAACUAAUUAAAUAUGGGCAUGUUCAUGAUGCAAGUUGGAUUACUCGUCCAUUACGUGAACAUGAAACAGCUGAAUCUGUUUUAUGUUCGCAUAGUGAAAGGUUGGCUAUUGCCUUCAAUUUUAUCGAAGGAAGAAAACCAUCUUCCAUUCAAAUCACGAAUAAUCUUCGUGUUUGUGGUGAUUGUCAUCAAGCUACAAAAUUAAUUGCCAAAAUCCGGCAAGUGGAGAUUGUAGUUCGUGAUGCUAAUUGUAUUCACCAUUUUUCAACGAAUGGCACAUGUUCAUGUCAAGACCAUUUCUAG